This is a messenger RNA of Glycine soja, 1620 nucleotides long. RefSeq names its product pentatricopeptide repeat-containing protein At2g40720-like. The record is from RefSeq and is a predicted model, not a curated record. Gene Ontology annotation, biological process: RNA modification. The coding region runs from base 1 to 1620 and encodes 539 amino acids. Gene Ontology annotation, molecular function: RNA binding; protein binding. The transcript is spliced from 2 exons. Lineage: Eukaryota; Viridiplantae; Streptophyta; Magnoliopsida; Fabales; Fabaceae.
AUGAUCAUUGUUAAACUCUGUGCUGAUGUGUUGGAUGUUGAACUUGGCAGGUCUGUUCAUGACCAGACUGGGAUUGAAAAUGAUGCUGUUGUGGGUGGGGCUAUUAUUGACUGCUAUGUUAAACUGCAAUUAUUAGAAGAUGCUCGUAAAGUGUUUCAAAUUCUUGGCGAGAAGGAUAAUGUGGCAAUGUGUGCUUUACUUGCUGGGUUUAAUCAGAUUGGAAAAUCUAAGGAAGGACUUGCAUUAUAUGUUGAUUUUCUUUGUGAAGGUAAUAAACUGGAUCCAUUUACUUCUGCGAGUGUUGUCAGUUUGUGCUCAAAUUUGGAGACUGAGCUUUCUGGUACUCAAAUUCACUGUGGUGUCAUCAAACUUGGCUUCAAGAUGGAUUCAUAUCUUGGCAGUGCCUUUAUCAACAUGUAUGGAAAUUUUGGGAUGAUAUCUGAUGCUUAUAAAUGUUUUCUUGACGUUUGCAAUAAGAAUGAAAUAUGUGGAAAUGCCAUGAUGAACACUUUAAUUUUCAAUUCAAAUGAUUUGAAAGCUUUAGAGCUGUUUUGUGGGAUGAGGGAAGUUGGUAUUGCACAAAGCAGUUCUUCAAUCAGUUAUGCUCUGCGUGCUUGUGGGAACCUUUUUAUGCUUAAAGAAGGAAGAUCUUUUCAUUCUUACGUGAUUAAAAAUCCUUUGGAAGAUGACUGUAGAUUGGGUGUAGAAAAUGCUCUUCUUGAGAUGUAUGUUAGAUGUAGAGCUAUUGAUGAUGCAAAAUUGAUUUUCAAAAGAAUGCUGAUACGAAAUGAGUUUUCCUGGACUACUAUCAUAUCUGGAUGUGGUGAAUCAGGGCACUUUGUAGAAGCACUGGGGAUCUUCUGCGAUAUGCUUCAAUAUUCAAAACCCAGUCAAUUCACUUUAAUUAGUGUUAUUCAGGCUUGUGCAGAAAUAAAGGCACUUGAUGUAGGAAAACAAGCCCAAACUUAUAUCAUCAAAGUAGGAUUUGAAUAUCAUCCGUUUGUUGGAAGUGCCCUGAUUAACAUGUAUGCAGUAUUUAAACAUGAAACUCUGAAUGCUUUACAUGUCUUCUUGUCCAUGAAAGAGAAAGAUCUUGUCUCUUGGAGUGUCAUGUUAACAGCAUGGGUCCAAAAUGGUUAUCAUAAAGAAGUACUUAAGCAUUUUGCAGAAUUCCAAACUGUUCCCAUUUUUCAGGUUGAUGAGUCUAUCUUAUCCAGCUGUAUUUCAGCUGCUUCUGGCUUAGCAGCAUUGGACAUAGGCAAAUGUUUCCAUUCCUGGGUUAUCAAAGUUGGCCUUGAGGUUGAUCUUCAUGUGGCUUCUUCCAUUACAGACAUGUAUAGUAAAUGUGGAAACAUUAGAGAUGCCUGCAAAGAAGCUAUUGACCUGUUUAACAAAGCUAAAGAAGCUGGAUUAGAACCUGAUGGUGUCACCUUCACAGGGGUUUUAGCUGCAUGUAGCCAUGCUGGACUGGUGGAAGAAGGUUGCGAAUAUUUUCGGUACAUGAGAAGUGAAUACAACAGUGAAGUAACUAUAAACCAUUAUGCCUGCAUGGUCGAUAUUCUCGGUCAAGCAGCAAAGUUGGAAGAAGCAGAGGCUUUGAUAAAGGAAGCUCCAUUCUAG